AUGGAUGGAAACCGCCGUCUCGCUGCGGUUGCAUUGACUGGCCACCUCUGCGAUGUCACAAUGGGAAUGGUCCUUAUCCCCGUCUCUCGACACAGCGCACUAGCGUCCUUCUUCAAACUAUCCGUCUCAACCACGCUUACCUUUCAUAUGUUGACAGCAUAUACUCUCUUUACCCUUGUCCUGAUCCAUGGAUUCCUUUAUGUAUCCUGGGUGGCGGUCUUCAACUCUCUCUCGGAGAGGCUUCGGCCGGCAUUCCCCGUCUUAAACCCAACAUAUUUAUAUUUCGAGACUUGGCCGGGUAACUUAUCUGCCUUGGGCAUCUGGCGAGCCUCUCUAGUAUUCACUGGUGUCGCCUCCACCACGAUCAUGGGUCUCAUUUUUGUCACCACAUUACCCAAAAUUCGUGCGAAGCAUGUUAAUCUCUUUUACUACACGCACCUUCUGAGUAUCUUGGCCAUCAUAAUCAUCUGUCUACAUGCCAGUACAGUAUUUUACUGUGUGGCUCCAGGGCUUGCCAUGUGGGUGCUCGACUGGGGUAUGCGACUGUACGAGUUGAGAAACUGUGUGCCAGGCAAGGUGGUGCAUCUAGGAAAAGGAUGGUAUUGUAUUGAUAUGCUACUCCCUCGAGAGCGAAUCGACGGCUGCGCGUGCAAGUCCCCAGUCGCUCAUUUCUACAUUCGCCAUUCGAUGACCUCCGCCCGGGAACUGCAUCCUUUCACCACUAUUACGCCUCUUGCCUCUCAGAAGAAUAUCACUUCCCAGUCCCGAGAUGAUAUGCCGAUCCAAUUUCUCUUCCGUAAGCGUGGUAAUCCAGACAGCUUCCCGGGGCCACAGUGGACAGACAAACUAGCUGGUCUGGCCGAUAAAUGCAAACCAUUAUCUGGACAUGGACCAAAUAGCAGCAGCAGCAGCAGCCAGCGAUUCAGCACACCACUUAUCGAGCCUGUCAACAAGAGUCUAGGGGUGGAAAUUUCUUUGCGGCUUGAAGGGCCAUACUUCUCCGAGGCAGAUCCCACGCCGUACAGAACCGUCAUAUGUUUGUCGCCGGUACUGGCGUGA
Molecule: messenger RNA, 1059 nt
Organism: Penicillium odoratum
Lineage: Eukaryota; Fungi; Ascomycota; Eurotiomycetes; Eurotiales; Aspergillaceae
Product: ferric reductase-like transmembrane domain-containing protein
Exons: 4
Coding region: 1-1059 (352 amino acids)
Cellular component (GO): plasma membrane
Source: RefSeq, a predicted model, not a curated record